ACCAACGCGGCAGUGAGGCUGCCAAGCAUUCCCGACUGCUAGUUACUCAGCUUUUCGCCGCCUGCGUCUUCAUUCCAGAACUGCGAUCACGCAUCUGGUGACGGCGAGAGGACCGACUUCUUUGAAAACGACCAGUGUCAAAAAAUCGGCGCAAAUCCGACUCACGGUAGCACAAAACACCCCAUCUGCGGUCGUAACCCGGCGCACGAACGCGCCCACAGCUAGCCAAGAUGCUGUUCGCAAUUCUGUUCACCUUCUGGCGCUUCGCCGAAAUCGUCACCUUGGUAAAUAAUCAACUCCCCCCUCCCCCCCAACGCUUCCACUUCCAGCAGACGCUCACCCUGCUCCCAGAUCCCCAUCAUGGGCAUGCUCGCCUGGUUUGUCAAUGGCUACCUGAACGCAAACCUGCUCACGCCGACCUACAUCCUGCUGCUGUUCAUCGUGUCAGUGCUGGCGCUGGCCUGGGCCAUCUUCACGCUGUUCAGCUACCACCGGUCGUCGAGCAACGCGCGCUUCGUGGCGCUGGUCGACCUGGCCUUCUUCGGCGCGCUGAUCGCGGGCGUCUACUACCAGCGCUUCAUCGCGGCCGUCGACUGCGCGACCGUGCAGCCGGGCUCGCCCGUCGACAUCGACCUCGGCAUCUUCGGCAGCGCCAGCCUGCGCAUCGGCACCGGCCUCGACGUCACCAUCGACAAGACCUGCAGCAUGCUCAAGGCCUGCUUCGCCCUCGGCAUCAUGAACGUCGUCUUCUUCUUCGUCACCGCCGUCCUCGCCUGGAUCCACGGCGACCGCGCCGUCCGCGAGGAGCGCCGCUACGUCGAGACCCGCCGCGUCAGCCACAGCCGCCAUCGCAGCCACAGCCACAGCCGCAGCCGUCACGGCGGCGGCAGUCGUCACAGCUCGCAUUCGCGUCACUCGCACCGCCGCGCGUAUGUCUGAUGGCCGGGCUCGCAGAGAAGAGGGCGGUAGGCGCGGAUAGGGAGUGGCCGGGACGGGUAGACUGGCCGCUAUGCACUUCCUGUGGUAUAUGUUGCGUAUAUAUCCCGUUGUUGGCUGGCAGGGCUUGAUGCUGUUGAUUUCACUUCGGAUGGGUUACUUGGGGAGCUGCAAAGCGAUAGAAGGGCUGUGGAUAGUUCAGUUACGAAGUCAUGACAUGUUAUGGGCACGAUGUGUAUAGUGGUAGGAGAGGUGGCCCUACUGAUCCUUUGAUACGGUU
Messenger RNA from Thermothielavioides terrestris NRRL 8126, 1216 nucleotides. RefSeq lists its product as uncharacterized. The record is from RefSeq and is a predicted model, not a curated record. The coding region runs from base 361 to 939 and encodes 192 amino acids. The transcript has a single exon. Lineage: Eukaryota; Fungi; Ascomycota; Sordariomycetes; Sordariales; Chaetomiaceae.